UCAAGCCGGGUCAGCAACGAAGCAGGAACACAGGAUACCAGGUACAGAGGCUCAUGGGAAAACAUACACCAAGGCCCAGAGCACAGGCCUGGUCAUGGCUUAAAUACACCUUUCUGCAAUCAGCCCCAGGUUUGGCUGAUUGUGAGCUUCUGGCUACUAAGAGCACCCGCUGGUCAGCUCUGGUACUGCAGCCCACACGGCAGGUGAGUCCCACCACCAGUGCUGAGUCCAUUGCUGAGAGCACCCGCUGGUCAGCUCUGGUACUGCAGCCCACAUGGCAGGUGAGUCCCACCACCAGUGCUGAGUCCAUUGCUGAGAGCACCCGCUGGUCAGCUCUGGUACUGCAGCCCACACGGCAGGUGAGUCCCACCACCAGUGCUGAGUCCAUUCCUGACACAAGGAUGCAGGGAAGACCAGAAGGCACUGAAUGACAGCUCAG
Molecule: messenger RNA, 439 nt
Organism: Staurois parvus
Lineage: Eukaryota; Metazoa; Chordata; Amphibia; Anura; Ranidae
Source: the annotation of a GenBank genome assembly